Molecule: messenger RNA, 1317 nt
Organism: Procambarus clarkii (red swamp crayfish)
Lineage: Eukaryota; Metazoa; Arthropoda; Malacostraca; Decapoda; Cambaridae
Source: RefSeq, a predicted model, not a curated record
AUGUGUCGCCUCCUACAUGUGUCGCCUCCUACAUGUGUCGCCUCCUACAUGUGUCGCCUCCUACAUGUGUCGCCUCCUACAUGUGUCGCCUCCUACAUGUGUCGCCUCCUACAUGUGUCGCCUCCUACAUGUGUCGCCUCCUACAUGUGUCGCCUCCUACAUGUGUCGCCUCCUACAUGUGUCGCCUCCUACAUGUGUCGCCUCCUACAUGUGUCGCCUCCUACAUGUGUCGCCUCCUACAUGUGUCGCCUCCUACAUGUGUCGCCUCCUAUAUGUGUCGCCUCCUACAUGUGUCGCCUCCUACAUGUGUCGCCUCCUACACGUGUCGCCUCCUACACGUGUCGCCUCCUACACGUGUCGCCUCCUACACGUGUCGCCUCCUACACGUGUCGCCUCCUACACGUGUCGCCUCCUACACGUGUCGCCUCCUACAUGUGUCGCCUCCUACAUGUGUCGCCUCCUACAUGUGUCGCCUCCUACAUGUGUCGCCUCCUACAUGUGUCGCCUCCUACAUGUGUCGCCUCCUACACGUGUCGCCUCCUACACGUGUCGCCUCCUACACGUGUCGCCUCCUACACGUGUCGCCUCCUACACGUGUCGCCUCCUACACGUGUCGCCUCCUACACGUGUCGCCUCCUACACGUGUCGCCUCCUACACGUGUCGCCUCCUACACGUGUCGCCUCCUACACGUGUCGCCUCCUACAUGUGUCGCCUCCUACAUGUGUCGCCUCCUACAUGUGUCGCCUCCUACACGUGUCGCCUCCUACACGUGUCGCCUCCUACACGUGUCGCCUCCUACACGUGUCGCCUCCUACACGUGUCGCCUCCUACACGUGUCGCCUCCUACACGCGUCGCCUCCUACACGCGUCGCCUCCUACACGCGUCGCCUCCUACACGCGUCGCCUCCUACACGCGUCGCCUCCUACACGCGUCGCCUCCUACACGCGUCGCCUCCUACACGUGUCGCCUCCUACACGUGUCGCCUCCUACACGUGUCGCCUCCUACACGUGUCGCCUCCUACACGUGUCGCCUCCUACACGUGUCGCCUCCUACACGUGUCGCCUCCUACACGUGUCGCCUCCUACACGUGUCGCCUCCUACACGUGUCGCCUCCUACACGUGUCGCCUCCUACACGUGUCACCUACACGUGUCACCUCCCACACGUGUCACCUCCCACACGUGUCACCUCCUACACGUGUCACCUCCCACAUGGAGUGUAUGAUCCUUCUUCCCAACACAAGAUUGAUCUCUUUCAAGAUGCUUCUGCCACCUUAAAGACAGACUGGAUGAUCUUUACACAGCCCACACGAUAG